Messenger RNA from Aphanomyces astaci, 1080 nucleotides. RefSeq lists its product as hypothetical. The transcript has a single exon. Lineage: Eukaryota; Oomycota; Saprolegniomycetes; Saprolegniales; Verrucalvaceae. Gene Ontology annotation, biological process: SCF-dependent proteasomal ubiquitin-dependent protein catabolic process. The record is from RefSeq and is a predicted model, not a curated record. The coding region runs from base 1 to 1080 and encodes 359 amino acids. Gene Ontology annotation, cellular component: SCF ubiquitin ligase complex.
AUGACGACGCCGCUUCCUCUAGCCGCCAUGCAGGACGAGAUGCUUAAUGCUGUGCUGGCAUUCCUGUCUCUAGAUGAGGUCAUCUCCCUGGCAUGCGCAUCAAAGACACUUCGCGCGGGACUACAUGCCGCGUCCAUCGACUUCUGGAGGCACCUCGACUUGGCUAACGCCACCUCGUCCUCGCUACGACAGUUGGUCCCGUUUGCCAAACACAUUCAAACCUUGACAUGCAUGAAGUCCACUGCAUCGGAAGAAGUAUGGAUCCACUUUGCUUGUCACACACAACUCCUCCAAGUUCUAAACGUUGCAGGCAGCAAGCACUUCACAGACGUAGCGUUGGUGUCAUUUGUUGACUCGAAUGCCGAUUCACUUGUCCAAGUCCACGCCGACAACUGCGCGUAUAUUGCCACUACCUUGUCCUUAGCCAAAUGUGCACCGCGGCUUCGAGUAUUGUCGUUCAAUCGUUGCCGACAAUUGACCACCAAUGACAUGAUUGGUUUGGUCGUCAACGCCCCCCAGCUCACUGUGCUAAACCUCAAGGGAUGCCCCCACAUCAACCCUGUAGCUGUACUCACCAGUGUCGCAUCCAACUGUCCCCAGCUGCACACCCUCACGUUAGGCGGCAGUGGUCGCUUUGCAAAAGACACCGACUUGCAUCUCGCGUCGGCGUUCAACUCCUUCACCACGUCCUUGGCCCUGGAGUGCUUGGACCUGUCCUGCAGCAAUCCGUUUGGGUCCCGCUCCCCUUUGUCCAACGAUGGGCUCGUGCCAGUGCUGCGGUCGUCCCCGAGUCUCAAAGCACUGUAUCUGAAAGGCCACUCGAACCUCACUCGCGACGUGCUUGACGCGAUGCCGAGGGGCUUGACGACGCUGGACCUCACAGGGUGCACGCAAUUGGCAUCGGACCUGAAUGCGUUGGCCGACUUGAAGUCGUUGGAGCAACUGGUCAUGCUCUGGUGUCCCAACGUGGACGUGGCUGCAGUCCAGCUGCUGCAAGACACCAACGCCAACUUGACCAAAGUCGACGUCGAAGCGACUGUUGUUGCCGAAUCCACCACCCAGCUCGUCGGUGUGCACUAG